Messenger RNA from Cryptomeria japonica (Japanese cedar), 2638 nucleotides. RefSeq lists its product as uncharacterized. Gene Ontology annotation, molecular function: serine-type endopeptidase activity. The record is from RefSeq and is a predicted model, not a curated record. The coding region runs from base 117 to 2513 and encodes 798 amino acids. The transcript is spliced from 8 exons. Gene Ontology annotation, cellular component: membrane. Lineage: Eukaryota; Viridiplantae; Streptophyta; Pinopsida; Cupressales; Cupressaceae.
UGACUAUUUGAUAAUUGAAAAAAACUAAACACAACAAUCAUCUUCAUCUAGAGAUUACAGAAAAUGGCACAUAUGGAUGCCAAAAUUCGCAUUGUUUGUAAAAAUUAAAAAUAAUAAUGCAAUCGUCGAUUCAAAUCCUUGAUGCUCCAACCCGCACGGCUUCGGCCCUCAUUCGUCCAAUCUAUCUGCAAAAAUGGAGCAGCUGUGCACAUGGAAGCCAUACGGCCAAGGGCUCUGUUCCUCCAAAACGAUUGCUACAGGCUCUCAGGCGCUCUGCAUUGCCUGGGAAGUUGCUGUUGAAGAGAAUGCCUGGGAUUCGAAACCAGGCGGACAACGUUCCUCAGCGUAGAAAAUCAGACAUGAUGUCGCAGUUGGAACUUGAAAAAUCAAGUGCUUCUAUAACCAGGCGGAGACCUGUUAGUGCAGUGUUUUGGAUUCUGCUUCUGAACAUUGGUAUAUAUGUGGCAGAUCAUUGGAUUCAGUUUGAGCCAAUCAAAUUGCUUUAUCUUUAUCAUGACUGGCCACGCUGGUACCAGUUCAUCACAUCAACAUUUUGUCAUAUUAAUUGGAACCACCUUUCAAGCAACUUGUUUUUCUUGUAUAUUUUUGGCAAACUAGUUGAAGAGGAGGAAGGGGGUUUUGCACUUUGGCUUUCUUACUUGGUCACAGGAGCUGGAGCAAAUAUUGUUUCAUGGCUAAUCCUUCCCAGAACAAUAGUUUCUGUUGGAGCAUCGGGUGCUGUCUUUGGGCUAUUUGCUAUUAGUGUGCUUGUCAAGAUCAGUUGGGAUUGGCGAAAGAUUCUAGAAGUACUUGUUCUUGGACAGUUUGUUAUUGAAAAGGGUCUCCCGUACAUGAGAGAGCACACAGCGGGACACAUUCUUCGCACUUUGCGAGACCAGAUUCCACGGCUGACUCAGUCAGGGAGAGACACCUUAUCGAUAGUAGGAUUGUGGUACAUGAUUCUUAUGCCGGCCAUUCGAUUUCAUCUUGCGAUGCUGAUGGCACUGAUGGAGAGAUGGGAUCCUGACACCUGUACCUUUCACCUUCCGGUAGGAGAGCUGACGGUCACACUCGAGGAUGUGUACCGUAUACUGCGUCUUCCUAUCAGAGGAGCGACAGUCACAUAUGCGACUGAUCGGGUAGCAGAGGAUCAUCAGAGGGAGCAGAUGUACUGCAUAGGGAGAGUCAUGCCGAGCGAGACGAGAGGUCGUAUCAUGGUCAGCUGGCUCUUACAUCCUACAGGAGAGAUACCACUUCUGAGACGCCUCAUGAUAGCCAUCAUAGCACUAGCCGUCUGCCCUAAUGGGCGAGGGACACACAUGCAUGGGGGCCUCACAUGGUGUAUCAGAGGGAUGGAGAGACAUAGGAGAGUUUAUGCAUGGGGUCGGAGUAUGCUUGCACAUCUCUAUCACGACCUUGAGGAGUAUGUAUUCGGACAGGGUUGCAGUUUGAUGACAUGCACACUUCUGCAGGUGUGGAUCUUAGAGCACUUCACAUGCACCAGGCCCGUCGGCUAUCCACUGAGUAUAGCGAGCGAGCGACCUAGGGUGUUCGCUUAUCCACUGACCAGCGAGUGGAGAUUUGGGGAUUUGUUGUAUUGGAGAGUGACUAUUGAUAGACUGACAGCCGAGGUGACAGUGUGGAGACCUUACCUACGGAUGCACAGAUGGGAUGGUAUGGAGAGACAGUUAGCAUGUCUACAGAGGAACCGCCUAUUGCGAGGACGAUAUGCACACAUCAUAGUCCCUUUCUACUUUGACCGAGUACGGAGGCAGUUCGGACUAGAGCAGUGUGUUCCAGCCGAUGUGCCCAUCUAUACUCGACACUCACGGGUCCUUCCCAGACCUAGAGCAGUAGCGAGACCGACGGUGGAUGAUAUCGAGACGACAGACUUAGAGGGAUCAGAUCAGGAUGUAGUCACUGACUAUUCUGCAGAGCUUGGAGCACAGCGUAGAUAUGUUUCAUGGUUCAUGAGAUCAUAUCCAGGUCCUAUCUUUCCACCAGAUCAUCCGACAGGCUAUCCAGGCCCAUGGAGACAUGGAGACCGAGACGAGGAUGAGGGAUCCAUGUCAGAGGAGCCAGAUGAGGGAGAGGGUCAUGAGGAGGCGGGAGAUCCUGAUCCACCUACAGGCGAUCAGCCCAGUGACGAGGAGGAGGAGGAGGAGGAGGAGGAUGCAGAUAGAGAGGAGGACGAGGAGGAUGCAGGUGAUGAUGCGGAUGAGGAUGAGGAUGAUGAGGAGGACGAUAGAGAUGAUGAGGAGGAUGAUAGAGAUGAUGAGGAGGAGUCGGAUGCAGCUCCCCACCAUUCAGGAGACGAUACCAUAGCUCUGGAUCCACCUUUUAUUCCCCAACAGGGAGAACAAGAGGCGAUACGGAGACCUGUCACCAGUACCGUCCAGCCUACACCCAUCGUGAAUAGAGUAUUCGAGCGAGGGGAGCCUAGCGGUUCCCAGUCACAGAUGCUACCAUAUCAUGAUCCCUACUGGCGCGAGGGAGAUCCAGCUAAUGUGUAGGAAUGGCGUUCCUUGAUUCAGCACGCAAUGACAGACAUCUCCAUGAUAGCACAGAUCCCUAGUUCCUCACAGAUUGCCUACAGGCCUCAGGGGAACGCGGGUCGGCAUGAGGAUUUGUUUUUCCC